This is a messenger RNA of Bursaphelenchus xylophilus (pine wood nematode), 1242 nucleotides long. The record is from the annotation of a GenBank genome assembly. Lineage: Eukaryota; Metazoa; Nematoda; Chromadorea; Rhabditida; Aphelenchoididae.
AUGGAGCAAAUAGAUCCAUACAACCCCGCUGUUUUUCCGGGAAUAUUCCUUACUAUUGGCCUUGGAAUCGUUGGGAUAUUUGGAAACGCAAAUAUUGUUUGGGCUUCCGUAAGGAAUCGGUAAGGUCAUAGCAAAGAUGCCGAGUAGAAUAGUUGGCCAAACGUUGAGGCAACGUCUACAAGUCGUUUCGAAACGGAACUUGCCACGGUUUGUUCAAAAAAAAAUAAAUAAAAGCUUAUAGACUUAAAGUUAUUUGCGCCUAAGUUUGUUGGCAAGAAACAGGAUGCAAUAAUUACCGCGUAUUCCAGCCGUCUACGCUCAACCUGCAAUACGAUUAUCGCCGUCACGGCCUUGUCUGACAUCUUUCACCAAGCAGCUCACCUUGUUUUUGCUUACUGCUACCUAUCCGGAAAUCCAUUCCUUUCCAUUGAGACCGCUUUUUACAUUUUUCUUAUUCCGGCGUUCAACAUGUGUUUCGGCGCUUUCUUGGUCUUAUCCAUUGGAAUCGACCGGUUGUUCUGCGUGUCCUUCCCUUCAUUGUGAGCAUUACAAACAAACCCCAAUGAAAUUUUCAGAUACAGCAGGGUGGAGUCCAACAUGUAUCUCGUUCUGACCAUGAUACCUCCAGCAGUUUACAGUAUUAUAAUACUAUAUCAAUGUUAUAUCCAAGUAGAAAAAUUUAAAGAACGGUAAGACGAAAGUUCAGCCUUUGAAACAUCGAUGGCAUAUUCUAUUUUCCAGGCUCAUAAUUGCAAUGAUAGCCGAAAUUUUUGUCGGUGACUCUCACUACUAUUGCAACGUCUCUCAAGCAAUUGUAUACCUUUUGAGCAUCAUUGUGUAUACCAGCUUAUGGAUUGUUGUCAGAAAAAAGUCUGCAGAAGUAUCGACUAAAAAAUUGGUCAAGUCGCUGAGCUUUAUAAUGCUGUCCCUUCUGGUGGGUUGGCUGUUCGUUGGAGUGUUCACAACAGUCUACGGAAGAACGCACCCCAAUAUAAGUCAUGCCGAUUCGUACUUCUUCCAUAUGAACAUUGGAUGGCUGAUUAAUUUAGGGAUAUCGGCAAACUACUUUAUAUAUUUUGCUUUCAAGUAAGUGCUUGUAGAUAAGCUACGCAAUUUCACAGUGACGAAUAUCGACGUGCAUUUUCCGGACAGCUAAGAAUAUUGACGUGCGGAAGAUGGGUGGCUCAGCGAUCGGGAUCUGUCGGUGCGACGUUCGUUACUUCUCACACCCCUACCUUUUAA